UUGCUGACACUCCCAUAGCCGUUAUCCACACUUGCACACAGAUUAUUUCACUUUGGAUAUGGCUAGAGUUGCACCAGAAGAGAAUUAUCUCCAAGAUCUGAAAGAUAGGUUUCAAGAGGCAGAAGUUCUUGAUGAUUCUCAAGUUCCAAUAAUUGAUUUCUCUGGUGAUCCCAAGUAUAUAGUAGAUGCUAUAGCUUGGGCUUGCCAAGAAUGGGGUUUUUUCCAGGCAAUAAAUCAUGGUGUUCCAAUUGCUAGUAUGAAAAAUGUCCUCAAACUAGCCAAAGAAAUUUUCAAUCAGACAUCAGAGGAGAAUGAAGCCUAUAAUUCAUUGGGGAAUAAACUCAGUGACGAUCCAUCUGAAGCAUACAGAUAUGGCUCUGGAUUUAACAACAGGAAAGACGCGAAACCAAUCGACUUAAAGUAUUUCCUCAGGCUGGACUAUAGUCUUGCUCAACAGGAGGACAUUUGGCCAGAGUCACCGAGUUACUUCAGGGAAGUGAUGAAAGAGUACCAUGACCAGGUCUCAGCCUUUGGACACUGCUUGCUCGAUAAUAUUUCCAAGGGCCUUGGCUUGGAGAAUAGUUACGAUCUUAAGGUAAUGGGCGAGAAGAUCAUAUGCAUCAUGAACUACUACCUUCCAUACCACACACCGGAGCUCGUCAAGGGCGUGUCGGCUCACUCGGACCCCCGUGCUAUCAGCAUCCUCAUCCAAGACGAUGUUGGGGGACUGGAAGUUUGCAAAGAUGGUCGAUGGUUUGCGGUAAAGCCAGUGAAAUAUGCCUUCGUCGUCAACAUUGCUGAUCAGUUACAGAUAAUGACGAAUGCAAAAUACAAGAGCGCCGAGCACCGAGUUCGAGCACACCCUGAGAAGUCGAGAUUGUCCGUGGUUGCGUUUUUUGGGCCUGGAAUGGACACAGUGGUCGGCCCCCUGCCAGAGAUGGUAAGCGAAGAAAAUCCUCCUCUCUACAGGGAAUGCGCCACCAAAGACUAUUUGACCCAGUUCUACGCCAACGGGCUUGAUGGCAAAAGGAGCUUGGACUAUGUUAAGCUCGACCGUGCUAAAGUUUGAGAAGAACAAUGCCAUGAACAUAUAAUAAUCUGUCUUUUAAGAAGUUGGAAGUUUGCGUAGGAAGACUAAAGACUUUGUUUGCUCUGCAUGGCAUUGUUUGAGGCUUCAGUUUUCUGGGCGUUUUGAGUUGUGGACAGACUUCUAUAUAAGACAUUGUUUCUCCUC
Selaginella moellendorffii is the source of this 1234-nucleotide messenger RNA. RefSeq names its product protein DOWNY MILDEW RESISTANCE 6. The transcript is spliced from 5 exons. The coding region runs from base 59 to 1069 and encodes 336 amino acids. Lineage: Eukaryota; Viridiplantae; Streptophyta; Lycopodiopsida; Selaginellales; Selaginellaceae. The record is from RefSeq and is a predicted model, not a curated record.